UAUUUUUGACAUUCUUGACAAAUAACACAAUUUGUUUACAAUUUUACUCGAACGAGUAGAUUUUUAUUAGUUUUGAAUAAAUUUGUGCUUUAUUUUGAGCUUAAAAUUAACUGAAAAUGUCGACAUCACUUGAUUCAGCCUUGGAUCCAAUGGAGGAGAUACGUUUUAGAAAAAAACAUGGCUCUAUGUGGAUGGAAAUACAAAAAGAUACGCACUUCACUUUUGAUGAAUUAGAAAAAAUAAUGGUUAUAUUUUUCAAGAUACAAAAGCGCGACGAAAAGCCGGCUGCAUCCGAUUUAAUAUCUAGGUCACAUUUCAGAGAUGUGCUUCAUACUGGUUUAGGCAUGACGGAUUCAUACAUGAUGGAACGUGUGAUGGUAGCUCUCGACCGAGGCACGUCUCCUUACGUUACGAUGGCAACUUUUGCAAAGGCUAUAUCAUUGUAUUUACGUGGUGAUAUUGAAGAACGUAUCGCUUAUGCGUUUACAUGUUACGAUCUUCUCGGCGAAGGUCACUUAAGAAGAGAAACGAUGUAUCAGCUCAUGAAGAAGAGUCUUGCGAAAGCGUCUAGAGAUGAUGACGUCGAAGAGGCGGUCAAGGAACUCGUUGACAUUAUGUUGAAGCGUAUGGAUUUGGAUCACGAUGGAGUGAUUAAUUUUACUGAUUUUAGACAAUGCGUCCUGACCACUCCGUCGUUAAUAGAGAGUCUAGGCUACUGUUUACCAGAGAGACCAGCUGUGUAUGCAUUUUUGGGAACUUGGUGUCCAGAUUGGGGAAAAAUGUGAUUGAAUAAAUUAAACAUAAAAUAGAUCGAGUCAUGUUUACAUGUUUCAUAAAAAUGAUUACGAAAUUCUAUUCAAAGUAAAGGAUAAAAAUAGAAAA
Molecule: messenger RNA, 882 nt
Organism: Bombyx mori (domestic silkworm)
Lineage: Eukaryota; Metazoa; Arthropoda; Insecta; Lepidoptera; Bombycidae
Product: calaxin
Exons: 5
Coding region: 117-785 (222 amino acids)
Molecular function (GO): calcium ion binding
Source: RefSeq, a predicted model, not a curated record